AUGACAUUCUUACCAAAACUCUCCGUUCUUGUUCUCAACUUUUGUUUUUUCUGGGUUUUCAUGUCCACUACUCUUGUGUUUUCUCAGCCUGCUCUUAACAUGGUGGAACAAGAAUCAGUGUACAAUGUUCUUGAGUCCAUUAACUCUGAAAUCCCGUGGCGUUCUCUGUUUCCUGAUGAUUUCUGCUCCUCUUCUCCACAUGGGGUUGUUUGUGACUACUUUGUUCAAGAAAACUCAAACACAACAUUUACUGCUCAUAUAACUGAGAUUAGUCUUGGUUAUGUUUCAGAUUAUGCUCCUAACCCACCUUGUACUCCUAAUACUACUCUAAAUGCUUCCCUUUUUGCUCCUUUUUCUUACCUCAGAAAGAUCUUUGUUUACAAAUGUUUCACUGAAAAUGAGGUUUCUUUGUUUGACUUUGGAUCUUUGCCGCCUUCUGUUGAGGAGCUGGUUUUUAUGGAGAACCCGGGUCUUGUUGGGGCUGUAAGUGAAAAAGUUGGUAACUUGACGAGUAUGAGGAGGUUGGUAUUGAGUGGAAGUGCUGUUUCUGGGAAAAUACCAGAUGGGGUUGGUGGUUUGAUCAACUUAGAGCAGUUGACACUUUCAAGAAACAAACUUGGUGGUGAAAUUCCAGUGGGGUUAAAGACACUGAGGAAACUCAGGGUUCUUGAUUUGAGUCAAAAUGAGCUUGAAGGAAAUGUUCCUGAGUCUAUAGGAAACUUGACUCAAGUUUUAAAGCUUGACUUUAGCUACAACAAGUUGUCUGGGAAAAUUCCUGAAAGUUUAAAGGGUUUGAAGAGUUUGGAGUUUUUGGACUUGAGUUACAAUCAUUUUGCCAAUUUUGGGAUUCCAUUGUUUUUGGCAGAGAUGCCUAGUUUGAGGGAAGUGUAUCUGAGUGGGAAUUUGCUAGGAGGGCAAAUUCCAGAAAUAUGGGAGAAUCUUGGGGGUAUUGUAGGGAUAGGAUUAUCAAAAACAGGACUAACUGGGAAUAUUCCUGCUUCUAUGGGUGUAUAUUUGAAAAAGAUUUGCUAUUUGGGGCUUGAUAAUAACAAGUUGGAAGGGACAUUACCUGAAGAGUUUGGGGCAUUAGAACAUGUUAAUGAGUUGCAUUUGGAAAACAACAAUUUGAGUGGAAAACUUCCAUUCUCUGCACAAUUUGUCUCCAAAGUGGGAGAAAAGUUGAAGUUGGAAGGCAACCCUCAUCUUUGUGCAGAUGAAGACUUGAGAAUUUCUAAUGUUAGUGGUAGCUUGGGGCAACUAAAGUUGUGUAACAAAGCUGAUGUUCCCAAAUAUGUCCCUUUCUCUAGAGCAUCUUCACUGUUACCUGCUUCAUAUUUUUUAACUGCAAUGUUUGUCUGUGGUGUAUGCGAAACAGAUUGCCAGACCUGA
Molecule: messenger RNA, 1389 nt
Organism: Nicotiana tabacum (common tobacco)
Lineage: Eukaryota; Viridiplantae; Streptophyta; Magnoliopsida; Solanales; Solanaceae
Molecular function (GO): protein binding
Source: RefSeq, a predicted model, not a curated record